AGAAUCAAAAUCGGAAAAUUAAAAAACCAAUUCGUUUUUUCGUUUUUGAAUAUAAUACCAAAAAACGAAUAACGGCUUGUAUUUUGUAUUUUUAUUUGGUUAUCCAAACAAAAAUUGGAAAUUUAAAAAACGGACCAGGAGCCGAAUUUGAUUUUGAUUUUGAACUUGACCCAUUUGUGUGCCCCGGAAGUUACUGAUUUGUUUAUUCUUGGUGGGUUUCUGUUGCGCGGGAGUUCACUGCAGUGUUAUCUACACAGUCUGUAUUGCUGUAGGCAGCAUGGCCGGACUGGAACCACAUUCUGGCCUAAUUAAAGAUCUUUUUGAAGGUGGUAAGACGCAUGAAGAGAUUUCGUGCACGUUGCAGCAAAUGGGGAUCCAGCGAUGUUCUGCAAUGAGUGUUAGAAGGUUCUGUGUUCAACACGACCUUAAGCGAAAAAGACAUGUAUCGAACACAGAAUUGGAGAGGGCCGUACUUGGAUCAAUAUAUGAGGUACGUUUCAUUUAGGCUUUCACCUUAUAUGUCCUUCCUUUCUCUCAAACUUUAGUGAAUGGCUACAUUUUUCUUAACAGACGGGUCCAUCCUAUGGCCGCAAGUUUAUGACCGGCUAUCUUUCAUCGAUGGGAGUGCGAGCAGGGGAAUGUCGUGUUGGAAAAAUCCUGAAAGAGAUAAAUCAGCCAUACCAUGAACUACGACGUCAGGGUGCUCGUAACCUAAAUCCAGUCCCUUAUCAUGCUGAAUGUAUGGGCCACAAACUUCACCUUGAUCAAAAUGAGAAGCUUGGGAUGUUUGGAGUGACACAUGUAUUGGCAGUUGAUGGCUACAGCAGCAAAAUUGUUGGUAAUGCCACCAUGCCAGUGAAAAACAACCUUGUGAUCUAUGAGGAAGUUUACAGAUCUGCAGUUGUCAAGCACGGGAUGUGGGAUCAGCUAAGAGUCGAUCAUGGCAGGGAGUUCUUCAUGUGCCUGUACAUGCAAGAGAUACUGUCAGGACACAGACACAACCUCAGCAGGCUACCAUAUCUUCAAACAACAUCAACAAAAAAUCUUCGAGUGGAAAGGCUGUGGCCUGAAGUGAACUGCCGGGUAAACUAUCCACUGAAACAAGCCCUGGUACACAUGCUGGACCAAGAAGUCAUCAGUAUGGAAGACAAUGUAACUAAAUUCUGCAUCUCAAACCUGACAUGUCAAGUAAGCCAAAUUGGAUUAUGCAGAGUGGUGCAGUCAUGGAAUGCACACAGAAUCCCAGGUCGCGGCAUACCCAAUGAACUUGCUGCAGAUGGCUGUCCAGCUAAAAUUUCUCCAGAGCUGCUCCCCUCUGCCUCUGUUGUAGCAAGCAUGUAUGAACAAGAGUUUGGUUCCUCGCUGACUUGGGUGCCUGUUUUUGGAACUGACCCCUUUUCAUCUGAGGAGGAUAGGUGUCAUGCAGAACAGGACUUUGCAGAGAACUACCCUGACAUCUCUCUUCUUCUUAAUCAUGCGGUAAACAAUGACUAUACUCCCUUCCAGGAUGCUGUGUUGCACCUCUUGAAUGUAACCCAAAGAUAUGCCUGAGAAAAAAAUCACUUUUUGUGUGUGUAAAGUAGUAGUUUGUAAGUUAACACACUGCUGAUUACUCUGCUCUACAAGGUGAGUGAAAAGUCACAGGACAGGACAGGCGCUGGACCCAAUCAUUAUGAACUCGCAUGAGAAUCUCUGGAGAAAUGGCAAUGUUCUGGAAAUAGCCUAAAAUAUAGGCCACUCAGCCAUUAUUUGGAGUAUUUAGAUGUAAUUUUUCCUAUCGCUGACUUGUCUCAAAAGGGUGUCCUGCGACUUCUGACUCACCCAGUAUAUUGUUCUUAAACAAAUAGUCUGUUGAAUAACUUGGCAAAAACGUUUAUU
Astyanax mexicanus (Mexican tetra) is the source of this 1878-nucleotide messenger RNA. RefSeq lists its product as uncharacterized. The record is from RefSeq and is a predicted model, not a curated record. NCBI's taxonomy places the organism in Eukaryota, Metazoa, Chordata, Actinopteri, Characiformes, Acestrorhamphidae. The coding region runs from base 598 to 1551 and encodes 317 amino acids. The transcript has 5 exons.